ACGCGCAGGCGACUGGUUGGAGCUACCGUCGUUUCAAGACCCCAGCGAGAAGUUGAACUACCGAAACCGAAUUCCCUAAAGUAUUGGAGAUUUUUUGGAGUGACGCCUCUCGUGCGGUUUUGUUUUGCUUCGGACUUUCUAGCAAAGCGGAAACAAUUUCGGUGUGAAAAUUUGCAUAAAAUUACCCCCGCGAAAACACACCGACAAAGAAACUAAAAACGUUGAGGAAACCGAUUUAAAGCCUUUGGGCAGUUUUCAAGCUUUCAAAGUGCGUGUUAAACUUGUCGGGGACCUGUGAAUUUAUAUAACACCCGAAAUCACCUUCUACGGGGGCCAGUGGCUAACUCUUAGACUCGACCAAAAACUCGAUAAAUUCCGGCUUCAUUAUGCAGCCCCUAAAGCGCUUCACACAAUGCGGCAGUUUGACCAUGCUCUUCGGCAUCUUCAUCAUCCUCUUCGGGGUCAGCUCCACGGCACUGACCACCUUUGGCAAGACCAACAACCAACCGCCGCCCACACACGUCCCCAUUGUAAAAGGACGAGAGUGCAGUGCCCACGAUGAUUGCACGGCGAUAGAUCGCACCAGCUGCGUCAAGGAUCCAAAUGACUACAAGUUGCGUUGUCUCUGCGGCGACGACUCCCCUCCUUCGGCAGGCAACUGUCCGGAUGUCCUUAAAGGCCUGCGGCACAAGUGCAACAGCAACAACGACUGCGAGGAUGGGAUGGUGUGCCAGUUCGAGAACAGCAACCGCACCAUCGGAGUGGCCAAGUUCAUGUCCAGCAAGACCAAACUGUGCCUCUGCGACAAUGACAACGGAUAUGUGGAGGACAUCCUGCACGACAUCUGCAGUGGCGCUAAUUUCCAAGGCCUAGUCAGCUUCUUGGUCUCGAUCUGUUCGCUCCUGGCGCCCUUUUUGGUAUCCGCCCACAUGCGAAAACAUUUCUAGAAGGCGACCGGAUGAGCUCGAAGUCGUAGUUUGGCGUUUAUCUCCCCUAGUGAUCCAUCAAAUGUGCCUCAGUGAAACCAACAGAAACAAAAUGUCAUCUUUCCGCCCCCCACUCACAUAUGAACAGAAAAUUGUAAUCUUUGAAAACCAAAAAAAAGGAAAUAAGAAAGUUAGAUACUCGUCGCCAUUAGCCUAAAGGUCGUUCUAUUGUAUAAGUUUCAUAUGUACCACCGUCAAAUUUAUUCGCUUCUCACGAAAAGUUGCGUUAUAUACAAUAUACAUAAUUAUAUUAUCUGAUAAAUGUUUUCUAUAGAUCCCCUAUCGACCUUAGUCAGUACUCCUUACACUAGUCAACCAGAAGUAACUUUAGAACAAAUGUUUGGCACCAUUUUAUUGUAAUUUUAUAUGUGUGUACGUGUGUCCAAGAAUAACCAGGAAACCAAAUAUAUUAUCUAAAGAUAGGCAACUUUUCUGCAGCACUGUGAAUUCAGAUCGCUUACAUCGCAAUUACAAAUGUAAAACAUUUUAAUUUUUGUAUGUACUCAAGAUAAUUAGCUUUAUGAGCUCACAGCCCACAAUCAAAAAAGAAAUAAUAAUAAACAAAUAAAAGGAAAUAUAUAAUAGAUCAAAUAAUACUUGACCCUGCAGCAACAUUGACCUCUUGUCUCGAUUUCAUCUCAAAGUUGCCGGGCCAGUUAAGAACUUCUCUCAUUACAACCGUUUUCUUCGUAGCUGUUAUCUAUACUAUUUAAUGAAAACC
Molecule: messenger RNA, 1707 nt
Organism: Drosophila subpulchrella
Lineage: Eukaryota; Metazoa; Arthropoda; Insecta; Diptera; Drosophilidae
Gene: sosie
Exons: 4
Coding region: 387-947 (186 amino acids)
Source: RefSeq, a predicted model, not a curated record